Molecule: messenger RNA, 876 nt
Organism: Rhagoletis zephyria (snowberry fruit fly)
Lineage: Eukaryota; Metazoa; Arthropoda; Insecta; Diptera; Tephritidae
Source: RefSeq, a predicted model, not a curated record
AUGAUUGAAGCAAAGAACAGUCAAACUGAGGGUCACCUGAAAGGAAAGACGAUAAUUUUAACAGGUGCUAACUCGGGCAUCGGUAAAGAGACCACUCGCGAGCUUUACAGACAUGGAGCUCGAGUCAUUAUGGCCUGUCGUAAUGAAGAUGAAACGCAGAAGGUUAUCGAUAAUUUUAAAAGUCUCUAUCCGCAGUCCAAUGGGGAGCUUCUUUUCCGUCGUCUUGACUUGACGUCAUUUGCAUCCGUCAAGGAGUUUGUCAAUCAGAUCACUCGGGAAGAGAAACAGGUGCACAUGCUGAUUAACAAUGCAGCAGUCUUUGCUGCUCCCAUCGAAGCUACAUCAGAUGGGUUUGAACUGAACGUACAAGUAAACCACCUGUCACCGGCUCUGUUGACAUUUCUUUUGCUGCCCAAGUUGCAAGAAAGCAACAGCAGCCAGAGUGUUUCCAAUAAAGUUAUCAUGGUGUCAUCGUCGCUUUACAAGUACGGCAAAAUUGAUGAGGAAUUGCUAAAGAAAGUCGACUCGGCCAAGAUAACUCAGCUUUGUAAUGAAAAUCGACCAGAUAAAGAAGUGUACUCCUCCACCAAAUUGGUCAAUCUUCUUUUUACGCGUAAAUUGUCGGAGAAUCACAGUCUUCUGAAGAACGUGGAGGUUUGCCUUCUUUGCCCCGGAUUUACCUACACCCGAUUGCAUCGUUACUCACCUACCAAUGCACAGAUAAAUGGGCACGAAUACGAGUGGAAAAAACAGCUUGUCAGUGUGAGAGAGAAUGUACGCCUUGAAGAUGAGCUUUCGAAAGUAACUUCGACGCGAAAGAUUGAACAUGUGACGAAAGUAUGCAUUGUCACUGUAGGUGAACAUCCGUAUUACUGA